AUGCCGCGCAGAGCUCCGCCUGCCAUCGCGGUCGCCCCAGUAAACACCCUCCUACCCCCACCUCUUCCUUCACCCAUCAUUCAAUCUCUACGUAAAGAUUGGCGAUGGGCAGCCAUCUCUCAAUUUGUAUACACCUUCUCCGACGCUUUCGGAUUGCUCGACUGGGAAAUUGAGGCGCUGGAAAACGAUAUCGACGGAGAUGAGACGGUUCUGGUACCGACGCUGAUCGCAAAGCUCCUCUUCGCGUUGACCUACAACCGCCAAAUCAACCGUGACAAUGCGUUUGAACAUUUGCGGAAACAGUACCUGAAACGUUUGCCUGAUAACAACCCGUUUGGAACGCUGGAAGAGCCAAUAGAGUGGGCUACUCUCGGUUUGGGCAAGAAGGUUGAAGUCUUGCAUCAGUUGUGCGAGUGGCAGAUGGAAGAUCCCGCGAGGUUCAGAGGACUCCUCAAAAGUGAAGACGACGCUGUCUCCUGGAGGAUCGACCCCAUAGGCUGGGACAAACCAGGCAACACAUACUGGCUAUUCGACGAUAACCGAAUCUGGAUCCAACGGCCCCUUCCCCUCCCUCCUACCCAGGCUAAAAAGUCUUCUCUGAAAGCUAAACGUGCUCUCAAACGCGCUAGGGCUCAGCCACCGAUGAAGAAGAGCAAGACGAAACCAAUCCCGAAGAAGCAAGCUCCCCCUGCCCGAAAGCCAAAGCCCAAGACGCCUGGGGAGAAGAAGGCGAAAAAGGAGAGGACGCCCACACCGCCUCCGGUGGAAUUGACAGGGUCGAGAAGACGGACGGCAGUAGCGUUCUACGGGAAUCCGACGCCUACUGCUCUUGCCCUCAAACGCGCGUCUGGGGGGCCUGCUGCGACGCCUUCGAGAGUCGGAGGGAGGGCUACGAGGAGUAGUGGGCGGUUCUCUGCUGUGGGGUUGGAUGAAGAGGAGGAGAAGCCUGCGUCUAGGGCAAUACGGUCGAGGGCGGCUGCGCCAGCGAAAGCUGCUCCUAGAGCGGGCGUCCGCUCAUCUCGCCGUCAUCGUGCUCCCACAGAAGAAGAAGAAGAUGAACAAGAACCACUACCCGAAAAACCCAGCCGAUUCACAAGAGCUACCAGGUCCAACAAGGAAGUCGUGGAAGAUCAGGCAGCGGACGAAGACUCGGAGCUCAGCGAGUUGACAGACGAGGAUGAGCCUCUCGGGCCGUCUUCUGCUGCUGCCGUUGCGGAAGAAGUCGAGCCGGAGCCGACGGAUGUCGACUCGCCGCUUUCGUCUAUCCCUCCCGACCUUGAUGCGGAGCUGCCAAAGGAAGAUGAGGAAGAAGAUUAUGAGCCGGAUGAUGCUUCUUCGGGUGAGAGUGAGAAUGGUGAAGAUGAGGCGCAGGAGGAGGACGGAGAGGAGGAAGAUAAUGGGGAUGAUGAAGAGGAAGAGGAUAUCGUGAAGGCUGCCGUCCGAGAGGCCAAUGCGGUCCCAGAAGGCUUCGUCGAGUGGGAAGCUAUCUGUAUCACUCUCUACGACUACCGCACCUUUCCCCUCCAAUUCGCCUCCUCCAAACACCCCGACGAAAAGGCUCUCUACUCUCUACUCCAAAAAUCUAUUUGCCCGCCCAUCAUCGAGCUUCUCACAGCUCAAGAAGUGGAAAAGCAAAAGGCAGCCAACUUUAUCGCCAGAAAGCGAUCUUCGAGAAUCGCAGAGAAAGAGUCUGAGAGGGAAGAGAUUGAGAGGCGGCAGAAUGCGGAGAAGGAGAUGGUAGAACGUAUGGAGCGUACUCGUCGGGAGGAAGGACGGGCAAAGAGGGAGGCGGACGCUGCUGAGUAUGCUGAACGUUCUAGGGAGGAACGUCUGCGUGAACGAGAGGAGCGUGCGCAAGCUAGGGAGGAGGCAGCGUUGAAGAAGGCGGAGGAAGAGCUGAAUGCGAAAGAAAAGGCGGAGAAGAGCAGGGAGGAGAGGAAGAGGCGCCGGAAGGCUGGAGAGGAGGGGAGUGAGACGCCCGAGGUUGAGAAUCAGCCUCAGCCCCAGGAAGCGCAGCAGUAUGGUCGGGGCCAUAGAAGAAGGGCGGAUAGGUGGGAGGUUGCUUGUGAGGUCUGCCGCACACACGGCUGGAACAUUGAUGGGGACAGGGAUAUGGUCUCGUGUGACCAGUGCGGUCGGUGGCAACAUGUCGAAUGCCAUGACAGGCUGGAUGGAAGUGUCGGGAAAGUGAGGCGCAAUUGGGAUCAAGUGGAAUUCAAGUGCCAAGACUGUGCGCAUCGAGCGGCUAAACGGCCAAGAAUCGACACCCACUCCAAUGGCCACAGCCAUUCGCAUUCUCACCACUCCCAAUCAUCCGCCCAGCCUCUCUCUCCAUACCCUAUCCUCCCCGGCUCCGCUCCGGGCCCUCCUCCACCUAUCGACCCCGCCCAUCCUCCCCCGCCCCCUCUACAGCCUGGGCAGUUCUACCUGCCCUACCAAGGACACCAGGGCCAUGCUGGAAAGGAAGAGAGGCCGGUAGGGUAUGCGGUGUACUACCCGCCAGGGCACCCCAAUGCUGGAGAGAGAAGAAUCAGCGGAGGUAUGGACGGGAGGAGGGUCAGUGACGGUUAUGGUAGUUCAGGGCAGCAACCUCCCGAGGGGUAUAGACGGACGUCGCAAGGCUAUGCGCCUCAUCAACAAUCGCCCCUCGCCCAACCCGACUAUCUUCCCAGCCACGGCCAUCCGCAAGCGUAUCCCCUGGGGCAUAGCCAGCCUCACUCACACCAGCCUCCUUCCCACCAUUACCCUCCUCCCGGUCAAGGUUAUGCGUCUCAGGGGCAAUCGCCCCAAGCGCCUGCUCCUCGCCUGACAUUGCCUCCCUUGCAUCAACAGCUGCCUGGGCAGAACCUUCCAUCUUCGAGGUACCCGCCCGCUCUCUCUGCCCAUCCUCAUUCGCAACCUCAGCACCAUGGCGCGCCUCAUCUCCGGCAGCACCCUGGGCAGGUCUACGCCGGCGAGGGCUAUCCGCCGCAUGGCGCUUAUGGUCAUGGCCCGGGCCACAAUGGGCAUGUGGUGGCUUAUGCGCAGGGACAGCCGAGAGACCCGAGACUACAACAGAGUCCUCCUCAGGCUUCAGUCCAUGCGCAACGGCCUUAUCCUUGA
This is a messenger RNA of Cryptococcus wingfieldii CBS 7118, 3102 nucleotides long. RefSeq lists its product as hypothetical. Bases 1 to 3102 code for a protein of 1033 amino acids. The record is from RefSeq and is a predicted model, not a curated record. Gene Ontology annotation, biological process: chromatin remodeling. NCBI's taxonomy places the organism in Eukaryota, Fungi, Basidiomycota, Tremellomycetes, Tremellales, Cryptococcaceae. The transcript has 9 exons. Gene Ontology annotation, cellular component: CERF complex.